AUGAUUUGGUGCGUCCCCAUCCCGGAGAAUGGCGUGGUGGUCAGCCGCCUCCUGCCCAACCCUUCCGUGGUCUGCUGGUCUGACGACCACAUGGCCUCCGCCGGCGUCGCCAUGGUAGGGUUGGGUGUUUGGUGUUUCGGGAUCCCCGUGACGUUGGCCGCUCGACUGCUUUGCCUCCGCGACAGACAGGCUCCCGAGAACUUCAGGCGAUUUGGCUAUUUCUUCCAGGGUCUGGAAGCGCAGUUUUGGUGGUGGGACCUCAUCGUCAAACGUUUGGAUGUGGCGCUGAUGAUGCUCGUCACCUACACGUCGUUCGUGUUGGACCCGAAGGCCAAGCUCAUGCUGUUCCCGGUCCUCUCAGGUGUGCAGGUUUUUCUGGCCGCCUGGAUCCGACCAUACGCAAACGAUCAGGCAGAGAUUCUCGAUGUCGUGGAGGUCACGCUUUCCAUGAUUCGUUUUCUGCUGUUCAGUGCGGUGGCUACGCUUCUGGUUCUGCAGCCGCCGGCGAACACGACGCAUAUGGUGGCCUACACGCUGUUCAUGGUUCUUCUGCUAGCGUGCGUCUACUUCACUGCGCACUUUACGGCCCAGGUGCUCCGGGAUGUGGCGGUUGGCCCCAGUCCUGCACAGCCUGGCUCCAGGUUCUCCAAGGCUUCAGGUGCCAUCAAGAGCUUUGUCCUCAAACUGGCUUUGCCUUUGUUCACAGAGGCAGAGUCGGACUCUCUGCAGCUUGCCUGGUCCUUCUUGUCCGAGAAAGUCACGGUGACGAUGCCAACUUCUGCCUCCAGGAAGGCACGAUUGACCUCUUGGCAGACGGCUGCCAGCAAAUCACGCACUAAAGCAUUGCUGGCGCUUGCAAAGCUCAGCAAGAAUGUCUUGCGCCAUGGGCCUCAGUUCCAGCAGGCCACCAUCUUGAAGGCCUGUACUUGCAAGCCAGCAUGA
Symbiodinium natans is the source of this 942-nucleotide messenger RNA. The record is from the annotation of a GenBank genome assembly. Lineage: Eukaryota; Dinophyceae; Suessiales; Symbiodiniaceae.